AUGACGGUGGUGGCUUGUGACAACAUCCUAGAGGAGGCGGCUGCUCUCCCGGGGCACCAUUCUAGCGAGGCGUACGAGCAAGAGGACCACGAGUGCUGCGAGAGAGUAGUCGUCAAUAUAUCGGGACUUCGCUUUGAGACCCAGUUAAAGACUUUAGCCCAGUUUCCAGACACCUUGCUGGGCGACCCCAAGAAAAGGAUGAGAUACUUCGACCCGCUGAGGAAUGAGUACUUUUUUGACAGGAAUCGGCCCAGCUUUGAUGCCAUCCUCUAUUAUUACCAGUCGGGCGGCAGGAUCAGGAGACCCGUCAACGUCCCCAUCGACAUCUUCUCAGAAGAGAUCCGCUUCUACCAGCUCGGGGAAGAAGCCAUGGAAAAGUUCAGGGAAGACGAGGGCUUUAUUAAAGAAGAAGAGCGGCCGCUUCCCUCCAAUGAAUUCCAGAGGCAGGUGUGGCUCCUGUUCGAGUAUCCUGAGAGUUCGGGUCCUGCCAGGGGGAUCGCCAUUGUCUCAGUCCUGGUGAUUCUGAUCUCCAUCGUCAUCUUCUGUCUGGAGACGCUGCCCGAGUUCAGAGACGACAAGGAGUUCAGCGGAGCAAGUGUGACACCUGUCAAUGGCACCGGCCGGUUUAUUAGCAGCCCCUUCACCGACCCUUUCUUCGUGGUGGAGACUCUGUGUAUCAUAUGGUUCUCCUUUGAGCUGCUGGUCAGGUUUUUUGCCUGCCCGAGCAAAGCCGUUUUCUCUAAGAACAUCAUGAACAUUAUAGACAUCGUGGCCAUCAUCCCUUACUUUAUCACUCUGGGGACUGAGCUGGCCGAGCACCAGGGGAACGGGCAACAGGCGAUGUCUCUGGCGAUCCUUAGGGUCAUCAGGCUGGUGCGGGUCUUUCGGAUUUUUAAGCUUUCCAGACAUUCUAAAGGGCUGCAGAUCCUGGGGCAGACGCUAAAGGCCAGUAUGAGGGAACUGGGGCUGCUCAUAUUCUUCCUCUUCAUCGGAGUCAUCUUAUUCUCCAGCGCCGUUUACUUCGCAGAGGCCGAUGACCCUUCUUCAGGGUUUAACAGCAUCCCGGACGCUUUUUGGUGGGCGGUGGUUACCAUGACUACUGUAGGAUACGGCGACAUGCAUCCGGUCACCAUUGGGGGGAAGAUCGUGGGUUCCCUGUGCGCCAUCGCCGGGGUGUUAACCAUAGCCCUGCCAGUUCCUGUCAUAGUGUCCAACUUCAACUACUUCUACCACCGGGAGACUGAGGGCGAGGAGCAGGCUCAGUACAUGCACGUGGGCAGCUGCCAGUCCUCUAAUGAGGAUGUGAAGAAGACGCAGAGCAACUCGUCGCUCGGCAAAUCAGACUACAUGGUGGUCGAGGAGGAGGUCGGCCCGGGGCCCUUUAAGACUGGCAACUGUACCACCGCCAACAACAACCCGAACUGCGUUAACAUUAAGAAGAUCUUUACCGAUGUUUAA
This is a messenger RNA of Xenopus laevis (African clawed frog), 1458 nucleotides long. It is a transcript of the gene kcna3.S, whose product is annotated as potassium channel, voltage gated shaker related subfamily A, member 3 S homeolog. Gene Ontology annotation, molecular function: voltage-gated potassium channel activity; delayed rectifier potassium channel activity; monoatomic ion channel activity. Lineage: Eukaryota; Metazoa; Chordata; Amphibia; Anura; Pipidae. The coding region runs from base 1 to 1458 and encodes 485 amino acids. The transcript has a single exon. Gene Ontology annotation, cellular component: membrane; voltage-gated potassium channel complex; plasma membrane. The record is from RefSeq and is marked provisional. Gene Ontology annotation, biological process: potassium ion transmembrane transport; transmembrane transport; action potential.